Molecule: messenger RNA, 1480 nt
Organism: Acanthochromis polyacanthus (spiny chromis)
Lineage: Eukaryota; Metazoa; Chordata; Actinopteri; Pomacentridae
Product: histidine-rich glycoprotein-like
Exons: 3
Coding region: 1-1356 (451 amino acids)
Source: RefSeq, a predicted model, not a curated record
AUGGCGCACAUUAGCGCUUAUUUUCGGGCUUUGUGUCCGGACGGAUGGGAUGAGGCGGGGGGGGGGCUGCAGAAACCAGGUCAGACACACAACACCACAGACACACAACAAACACCACACCACAGACACACAACACCACAGACACACAACAAACACCACAGACACACAACAAACACACAACAAACACCACACCACAGACACACAACACCACAGACACACAACAAACACCACAGACACACAACAAACACCACACCACAGACACACAACACCACAGACACACAACAAAUACCACAGACACACAACAAACACCACACCACAGACACACAACACCACAGACACACAACAAACACCACACCACAGACACACAACACCACAGACACACAACAAAUACCACAGACACACAACAAACACCACACCACAGACACACAACACCACAGACACACAACAAACACCACACCACAGACACACAACACCACAGACACACAACAAACACCACACCACAGACACACAACACCACAGACACACAACAAACACCACACCACAGACACACAACACCACAGACACACAACAAACACCACACCACAGACACACAACACCACAGACACACAACAAACACCACACCACAGACACACAACACCACAGACACACAACAAACACCACACCACAGACACACAACACCACAGACACACAACAAACACCACACCACAGACACACAACACCACAGACACACAACAAACACCACAGACACACAACAAACACCACAGACACACAACAAACACCACACCACAGACACACAACACCACAGACACACAACAAACACCACACCACAGACACACAACACCACAGACACACAACAAACACCACACCACAGACACACAACACCACAGACACACAACACCACAGACACACAACAAAUACCACAGACACACAACAAACACCACACCACAGACACACAACACCACAGACACACAACAAACACCACACCACAGACACACAACACCACAGACACACAACACCACAGACACAAAACACCACAGACACACAACACCACAGACACACAACAAACACCACACCACAGACACACAACACCACAGACACACAACAAACACCACACCACAGACACACAACACCACAGACACACAACAAACACCACAGACACACAACACCACAGACACACAACAAACACCACAGACACACAACAAACACCACAGACACACAACACCACAGACACACAACAAACACCACAGACACACAACAAACACCACAGACACACAACAAACACCACAGACACACAACACCACAGACACACAACAAACACCACAGUCGCACAGCAGCCUCUCGAAACGAGCCGCAUAACGACCAAAACGAGAUGCAAAACGAGACACAAAAUGAAAAAAACGAGUCACAAAAUGCAGCUAUACUACUGCUAUGCUACAGGGAAUCCUCAACUUAAGUCUGAGUUCGGUUCCUACACACUGAC